AUGUCUGAAAACCUUUACGCAACUCAAAUCAUCGCUAGCAGAGGAUACCCUUAUGAAGAGCAUCAUGUGACAACAAAAGAUGGCUUCAUUCUUGCCAUGCAAAGGAUUCCCCGAGGGAGAGAGGAGAAAGAAACUACUGCUCCUAAACAAGUAGUAUUCCUUCAGCACGGCAUUCUCGCGGACGCGACAAACUGGGUCAUGGACACUCCCACUAGGAGCCUCGCUUACAUACUUGCGGACCAAGGUUUUGACGUCUGGCUUGGAAACAUCCGGGGAAAUGACUACUCGAAACGUCACGUGAAAUACCAUCCAUAUCAGUGGCAAUUCUGGAAUUGGAGCUGGCAAGAAAUGGCCGAUUACGAUCUUCCCGCCAUGAUCGACUACGCAUUGAACGUCACGGGACAGGAACAGUUGUACUAUGUCGGUCAUUCACAAGGAACAUUGAUUGGGUUCACUGGAUUUUCUGAUAACCCAGUGCUGGGAAAUAAAAUCAAGGCCUUCUUCGCGUUAGCUCCAAUCUACACCUUGAACAAUAGCACAGAGAUCGCUAGAGGGGGGGCAGAGAUCUUAUAUCCACUGGUCAAGAAACUCUUCCCUGGCAUGACCUUUGAUCUGCUUCCUGGUACCUUCUUGAGAGCACUCAUCAAACUGGGUUUCUGCGAAGGUCCUCUGGCCGAGAAAAUAUGCUACGAUUUCAUGGAGCUGAUAAUUGGUAUGGACAGCAAAAACAUUGACAAGUCAAGAGUUCCUGUGUAUGUAGCACACUUUGCGGAAGGAACCUCCUUUAAAGACGUGGUACAUUUUGGGCAGAUAAUUGUAGACAAGAAGUGCAUGAAAUUUGACUACGGUGAAGCUGGAAACAAGAAACACUACAAUCAGGUACACUAAGUUGUGAAUGUUUUU
Molecule: messenger RNA, 903 nt
Organism: Orbicella faveolata
Lineage: Eukaryota; Metazoa; Cnidaria; Anthozoa; Scleractinia; Merulinidae
Product: lipase member K-like
Biological process (GO): lipid metabolic process
Molecular function (GO): hydrolase activity, acting on ester bonds
Source: RefSeq, a predicted model, not a curated record